This is a messenger RNA of Aspergillus sclerotioniger CBS 115572, 1927 nucleotides long. Its product is annotated as mRNA guanylyltransferase. Gene Ontology annotation, biological process: 7-methylguanosine mRNA capping. The transcript has 2 exons. Gene Ontology annotation, molecular function: ATP binding; mRNA guanylyltransferase activity. Gene Ontology annotation, cellular component: mRNA capping enzyme complex. Lineage: Eukaryota; Fungi; Ascomycota; Eurotiomycetes; Eurotiales; Aspergillaceae. The record is from RefSeq and is a predicted model, not a curated record. The coding region runs from base 373 to 1596 and encodes 407 amino acids.
CAGUUUCAUGUAACCUACUCUGCUCACGGCCUAUGAUUAACCCGGGUAUAGGUAAAUGCGGGAUGAGCAGACCGCAGUUGAUGCCUCAGGCCGCCACACAUCUCCGAACCUCCGCAGAUACAGUCAAGGCUACCUUCUCGCCUCAAUGCGCCUGCUCUCACUAUUCCGGCUCUGAAACUCCACAUCCACUCACCACCACCAUCACCACCACCACCCUUUCAUAUUGUUCUUUUCGGAUCCAACUACUGUGAAGCACAUUUGCUUCCGGCGCCUGCGGGCGAGAGCUCUACCCCCACCCGACCACCACUCCUGGCUACUGACCCUCAGCUCACCCACUCAUCGCGCCCCUCCAACAGCCUCCCUCGAAUCAAGAUGGGAAACUCGGUCCCCGACCUCGACGCCGUCGGCAUCAAAGCCGAGCCCGACCUAGCAGAUCAAUUCCGCCGCGAAGUUGCCACCCUCCUCGGUCGUAGCAAUCUCAACUUCCCCGGCGCGCAACCGGUCAGUUUUUCGACGCGGCACCUGACCGAGCUCCAACGGGAAGACUACUACGUGUGCGAGAAGACCGAUGGCAUCCGAUGUCUAAUGUACUUUGCCCGGGGGGACCCGGAAUCCGACAUGCCCGAGAUUCAUUACCUGAUCGACCGCAAAAACGAGUACCGCUACGUGCCGGGCCUGCACUUCCCCUUGCCCGACGAUGACACGUUCCAGAGCUUCCACGUCGACACGCUGGUGGAUGGCGAACUGGUGAAUGAUACAUACGAUGAUGGGACGCAGCAGCUUAAGUUCCUUGUUUUCGAUUGCUUGGUGCUGGAUGGGCAGACUUUGAUGCAUCGGACGCUGGAUAAACGGCUCGCGUAUUUCAAGGAGAAGGUGUUGAAGCCGUACAAUGCGCUGUAUGAUCGAUUUCCUGGGGAGAAGGAGCACCGGGCUUUUGCAGUGGAAGAUAAGUCGACGCAGUUUAGUUACGGGAUUGAGAUGAUGUUUCGGGACAUUAUCCCCAAAGUGAAGAAGAUCCAUGGCAAUGAUGGCCUAAUCUUUACGUGUCGGAGUACCCCGUAUCGCAUUGGUACGGACGAGCAUAUUCUGAAGUGGAAGCCGCCGUCGGAGAAUACGAUUGAUUUUCGCAUGCGCUUGGAGUUCCCACUGCUGGAACCGGAUACCGAUGAUGAGGCGGAGGGGGUCACAGAGCCGUACCAGGAUUACGAGGCCGUUCCGAUCUUUCAUCUGUAUGUGAUGCUCAAUUCCAAUGAGUAUCAGCCGUUCGGGGAGAUGUAUGUUACCCCGGCCGAGUGGGAGGACAUGAAGGCGCUACAGCAGCCGUUGGAUGAUGCAAUUGUCGAGUGCGCCAAGGAUGAUCAGGGCCGCUGGCGGUUCCAUCGGAUUCGAGAUGAUAAGGCGGAUGCGAACCAUAUCUCGACGGUCGAGAAAGUGCUGGAGAGUAUCCAGGACCGUGUGACGGAGGAGGACCUGAUCCGGGCUGCACCAGCGAUCAAGACGGCAUGGAAGAAGCGACAGGCGCAGAUGGCGGAGCGGGCCAGACAGGGGGGACCGGCGAACGGAAGUAAUGGGGUGAAGAGGAAGUUUGAAGAGUAGAUGCUGCCAGGAGAAGGGGGGUGGGAUGUUUUCACUGAUUCGGUUUGCGAGGCGUUUGGCGUUGGUUGCCAAUGAGAAUCUCAUCGGCAUGUGCCGGUGAUGAUGUAUAGAUAGGGAGAGAAGGGCCGAGGGCUAUGGGUAAAACGGGGUGGGCUGGUGGUUUACUGUUUUUAUAAUGCACUCGAUAGUUAAUCUACAGCUUGGAUGACUGCAUUGGAAGGAAUCUAGUCAGGGUCCAGGUUUACAUCCAACCAGCAUGUCUCCCGCUUCAUAUCGGUGAGGGCUGCUGCUGAGGUCUGCACCUCUAUCAAAGUCAAUUUGGAGAUUAGCA